CUGACAACACUCCACAGGUCUCGCGCACAUUUCGUGACACGGUCGAGGUUUACCCUCUUCUUCGAUACCGCAUCGCAUGUUGUCUCGCGGGGCUUGUAGAAGGUCCCGCAGCGCGGCACAUGUCCCUCUACGACCGCACGGUCGAGCUUGAUAGGUGGAGGACUCUGCGGCGAAAAGGCUUACGAAUGAGCGAUACAACGAUAGAGCAGAUGGAUGGAUUGCUAAGACGUGUGGCUCCAGGCGGCUCCGCAUAUUGCGAGCUUAUUGCGCGAACCAUUACUGUAAUCCAACCGGCCUCUGAGCGCAGUCGUCAACCUAACCGACGGAGGACCCUGCCUACUCUAGGAUUUACGCCCCAGCAUUUUGCUUGUGACCACAGUCAGAAGGUGCUGAUUCUUCUCCAGAUAACGUGCGCACCGCCGAAGUCUCGUUAUGCUAUCCGUAGAAACUAAUACCACCAUCUAGCGACAUAUCUGGGACUUGGCGUGUCCGUGUUCUCUCCAGCGAGACAGGCGAACCACAUCCUCUCGCUAAGCAGGGCUCGUUCACUUUCGAAGGGGGUCAAUCAGCCGCAGGUGAAUGCGGUGUAUCUCUCAAACUAUAUGGGCCGAUGCUUGCUGUUACAUCCUCAACACCUCGAGGAACCGGUGAUAUUCUGGUUGGGUGCUGGAUCUUGGACUGGAAGACCGGCUCUGUGCUUCUGGUACGUAGGUCCCCGG
This is a messenger RNA of Phanerochaete carnosa HHB-10118-sp, 719 nucleotides long. RefSeq lists its product as uncharacterized. NCBI's taxonomy places the organism in Eukaryota, Fungi, Basidiomycota, Agaricomycetes, Polyporales, Phanerochaetaceae. The record is from RefSeq and is a predicted model, not a curated record. The coding region runs from base 120 to 452 and encodes 110 amino acids. The transcript has a single exon.